Molecule: messenger RNA, 5150 nt
Organism: Passer domesticus (house sparrow)
Lineage: Eukaryota; Metazoa; Chordata; Aves; Passeriformes; Passeridae
Gene: UVRAG
Product: UV radiation resistance associated
Exons: 15
Coding region: 163-2217 (684 amino acids)
Biological process (GO): SNARE complex assembly
Cellular component (GO): lytic vacuole; endosome
Molecular function (GO): SNARE binding
Source: RefSeq, a predicted model, not a curated record
GGUAAUAUGGCUCCGUAGCGGGCGGCCGGCUCGGCGCUGCCGCCGCCAUUAACCCCUGCGCGCCCGGCGGCCUCGGGGGAGCCGAGCGGGGACCCUGCGUGAGGAUGACCUCGGCUGCCGGUCCCGCCGCGCUGCCGCCCGGCUCCGCCGCCCGCGCCCUGCAUGUGGAGCUGCCUUCGCAGCAGGUACGGCGGGGCCUCGGCGCGGCGCUCGGAGGGCGCUGAGGCGGUGGAGCGCCGUCUUCGUCACCUUCGGAACAUUGCUGCACGUAACAUUAUUAAUAAGAAUGGUCAUCGCCUCUUGGACACAUACUUCACUCUUCACUUGUGUGAUAACACCAAGAUCUACAAAGAAUUUUAUAAGAGUGAGGUGAUCAAGAAUUCUCUGAAUCCAACAUGGAGGAGUCUGGACUUUGGAAUAAUGCCUGAUCAUCUUGAUACCUCUGUCUCUUGUUUUGUUGUGAGGAUCUGGGGUGGCAAGAAGGAACACUUUCAGCUUUUGAUUGAGUGGAAGGUCAAUUUAGAUGGGUUAAAGUACUUGGGCCAGCAGAUCCAUGCAAGAAACCCAAAUGAGAUUAUUUUUGGUCUCAAUGAUGGUUAUUAUGGAGCUUCAUUUGAACAGAAGGAUCACUCAGGUACCCUGAAGAACAGUCUUCUCCAGGUGGAUCAGAACUGUGUUCGUAACUCUUACGAUGUCUUCUCUUUGCUUAGGCUCCACAGAGCUCAGUGUGCAAUUAAACAGACUCAGGUAACUGUUCAGAAAAUAGGAAGGGAGAUUGAAGAAAAGCUGAGAUGUACAUCUACGAGGAAUGAACUGAAAAAGGAGAGUGAAUGUUUACAGUUGAAGAUCCUGGUGCUGCGUAAUGAACUGGAGCGACAGAAGAAGGCCCUUGGUCAAGAAGUAGCCUUGUUGCAUAAGCAAAAAAGUACUUUGCUUGACAGAGCAAAUGCAUUUGGGACUGAAUACCAGAAACUUGAAGAGCAUAAUGAAUCUUUAUAUGAAUCAAGAAAGGAAUGCACUGCUAAGAGAGAACAGUUUUUGAAGAUAAAUGCCCAGCAGACUAUUCGAUGCAAGCAGUUGCUGUCGGAGCUGUCCUACAUCUACCCUAUUGAUUUGAACAACCAAAAGGAUUACUUUGUGUGUGGAGUCAAGCUUCCUAAUUCUGAAGACUUUCAAGCAAAAGAUGAUGGAAGCAUUGCUGUGGCCCUGGGCUAUACCGCUCACCUAAUUUCCAUGAUAUCCUUCUUCUUGCAAGUGCCACUCAGGUAUCCCAUAAUUCACAAGGGCUCCCGGUCUACAAUCAAAGACAAUAUAAAUGACAAGCUGACGGAAAAAGAGCGAGAAUUUCCUUUAUAUGCAAAAGGAGGGGAGAAGCUUCAGUUUGAAUAUGGAGUUUACCUUCUCAACAAAAAUAUAGCACAGCUUAGAUACCAGCAUGGGCUGAGUACUCCAGAUCUGAGGCAAACUCUUCCUAACCUGAAAAACUUCAUGGAGCUUGGACUGAUGGUUAGGUGCGAUCGACACCAUACAUCCAGUGCAAUUCCUGUUCCAAAGAGACAGACCUCUAGCUUCGGCAGAUUGGAUAUUGGUUUUUCCAGUGGGCUUCCUUCUCCAGAUAAAGGACUCCGAAAACGAGCCAGCACAGGAACCGAGAGACUACAGUACAAAACUCCUCCUCCUAGUUACAACUCUGCUUUAACACAGCCUGUUGCUGUCACAGCCUGUGUGGGAGAGCUGGAUAAAAAACCUGGACCCAUAUGUUCUUCCUUGGACACCUCCAUGGACUCCUCCAAAAGAAAUACCAAAAAAGGCCAGGACUUGUGCAGUAGUUUGAAUGGAGAAAACGGAAGCCUAAACAAUACCCAAGACAGGCAGGAAUCUUUCCUAGGACAUUCUAGUGCAAUAAAUGGGGCGUUUCUACCUGGCAAGUGCUCUGGCACCAUGAACAACGAGCAGCCCUGUGCAUUUCAGCCCUCACUCAACCCCGUGCUUUGCUGCACUGUGGAGCAGGCAGAGGAGAUCAUGGGUAUGGAAGCGACAGGAUUCAGCGCGGGAGAUCAGCUGGAAGACUUUACCUCCAUCCCAGUGGAACAUGCUGUAGCGGUUGAGUGUGACGAACAAGUCCUAGGGGAGUUUGAGGAGUUCUCUCGAAGGAUCUGUGCACUGAAUGAGAACAUGUCCAGCUUCCGCAGACCUCGUAAAAGUUCGGACAAGUGAGCUCGGACGGAGAUUUGAUAGCAGACAUUGAGGUGAAAUCAGUGGUCUGGAAUAGAAAUAAAAUUGCACUUAUUCUUUAUAUUAAUUAUGAAAAUAAAAAAAGCUAAAGUUGUUCCUAUGGUGUUAGACAAAUGGACUUGAGCACAAUAACACAGGAUCAUGGUGUAUUCACAGCCCAGGUAACUUCAUUCUGCUUUAAGUCCUUUUCUCUCUGGUAUUUAUAAUCUGUUGGAGGUUUUGUGGGAUUUUUUUCUUAGGGCAUUGGAAUCCACUUAUAAAGGCUUUUCUGAAAACAACUUCUAGUGCUGAUCAGCCCCUUCUAUGAAUGUUUGUUAUGUUCUUAAUUAUUAUUUAGAGUUAAAUUUAUUUUAAUCUUUUCAGAAGAAAAACCCUUUAAUUUAAUAUAUUUUUACAGUAAGAUGUCUUGACAUUCUCCCAUGUACUCCUGUGUUUGCUUGAGCAAUGUAGUCAGUAUUAGAGAAAUACCAUGAAUUUGCUACAAUUGGACAACUUUAUUUUGGCUGUGCUCUGUAGCCUUUGAAGUUCUAGUUUGCACUGAGGAGUCUUCACUUGGCAGUGUGAACUUGCCAGAGAAUGAGCACCUGUGUGAUUUUUUUUUUGCAGUUUCCUUGCACCUGGUUAAUCAGAAAUGACAUUUGGGGGGUUUUCCACCCCUCUUUUCCUCCAAACUUGCUCUUCCUACCAGUGGAAACCUUGAGAAGUUCUGUGUAAUAAUCUCAACCUGACCAUUCCCCACUUAGGGUGGGCACAGAUCUCAUUAGUAGAGACUUAAUGAACCCAGUACCAACAUGGGGUUCAGCUGCUACCCUCCAAGGUGUGCAGUGGGGACAGUGUGCCCUGAGACACUUCAGACAUCUUCCAAAACACCCAGACUGGGAAUGAAGCACUUUGGAAUCAGGUGAAUGUGUGGAAUUGCUCCAUCCUCUGUAAAAAGGAGGCACUUAACAUUAUUCAUCUGAAUUUUUAUUUUUUUAACCAUCUAUACUUUGAGGGAAGAAACUUCCAGUGGUUUGCUGGAGGUGCAGUUUGCUGUUGGGUAGGUUACCACUGUCACAUGUGUUCAGCUGCACUAAUGAGAAAGUAAUUUGCAGCCUGCUUUGUGAUUCCUGGUAUGUAUUUCAAUUUGGAUUUCAUUGCUCUUGCUUUCUAUAUUGUAUACCCAAGAAUCUGAGCUCAGUUGUGAGCUCUGAAAUAUAAAAGUAUAUAGCAGAAUAAAAAUACUUCAUCUUGUCUGGCUUUUUUUUCCUCUCCCUGGUUUAUGUUUUCUUUUGAACCCACAACCUAGUCUUUUCCUAACUUCACUGUAAGGCUAGCUGAAAUUAACUUUUUAAAAAUAUGGAUAUGUAUAAUCUCAGCUUUCUGUUAUCAAAACAAGAUGUGUUUGUGAGAACCGGUAUACAUAAUAGCACUGUUCUAGAAUAUGCAUUUUUCCAGGUAACGCCUUAAUGAUUGCAUUAAAACUAUAUUCACAUUUCUUCGGUUAGCUUUUAAUGGUUGUGUCCACAGUUGAGUGGUUGGAUAGAGCCUCUCUGCAGCAAUUUGCUGGCUUCAGUCUGUCCCAGGAUGAAGUGCUAGAUGGAGCACUCGGAGACCUUGAUUUUGAGACACCGAGCACGGUUUCAGGUACACAGUUGGACACAUCCAUGAGCAUCUUCUCCCCCAUAUUAGCUCCUCUGUUCAAACCCCAUGAAAACUUCCCCAAAGAAAGUGCUGCAGAAGCUUAAAGUGCUGCUAUCAUCUUUGGAAAGAACAGUUAGGAAGCCCUUGCUGUCCUUUGGCCUAGAGAGGGAGAAAUGAACACCUGAAAGAACAGCACUUUGUGGUGAUGAGCAUAAGAUACUCUGUCCUGGGCCCUGUACCAUCUUCUGAUACCAGUAUAAUUUCAGGUGGAAUUCAGUAACUUUAGGUCAGUUUUGCACCGUGUGGGAUGGGAUCUGGCAUACUCGAGGCAGCACAGGCCUGUUUGUGCACACACUCGUGUUCCUAUAUAGCAGAAAAGCAUUAGCUUGUGUAUGAUGGUGACUUUUCAAAGCAACCCAAAGAGUAGUUGUGAAGUCACUGUGUUUCAUAGGUGAACAUGGAGUGUCUCAGAGCAAUUUAGCAACGUGUGAAAUUAGGUUUGUACAGCAUCAGUGGGACUUUUUUUUCCAUUAGUUUUUAUUUCUCAGGUUGCACAAACCAAAUGAAGUCUAGUUCUCCUCCCCAAUGUUGUGUUGCUGUUCCUGUUUAACCCUUGCAAUUGGUAAUGUGCUAAACACUACGGUUGAUUUUUGCAUCUGUUGCACAAAGCUGCUCAGAUGGGCUUUCUGUGGAUGUAUCUGGUUAGCCUUAAAUUAUCCCUGUGUUUCUCUUCCACUCCUGCCACUUUCCAUGUAGCAUGUGGUGUGAGGUGGGACAGGGCUGAUGAAGCAUUGACCAGCUCCUUGUGGCUGUGAGGAAGGGGCUUGUACAGACUGCAGCUGUGUCAUAGCUUUCUCCUUUUGGUGUUUAUUUUUUUCACCCCCUGUAAAUUACUUUGGAAAUAGUGUAGUGGAAGAGAAACAAACAGGAGAUUUGAGGGUGAGAUAAUGGAUCACAGUGUAUGUUCACUUUUCAAGAGCCUUUCAGUUCCUGCACAGCUGUGGCACUUAAAAGUCUGCAACUGUCUGCAAAUUGAGAAAACAUUUCAUUGCAAUCUCAAUCUAAUCCCUCAUUAGAAAUCCUUAAGAUUUUUGAGCAUAUUAGUUUUGGAAUAUCAGAUCCCACUAUAUUUUUAUAGCAAGCACAACAGCAUUGGUUUAUCCUUGCUUGACCAGGUAUUUAAAAUAAGCAAGACCCGAAUAUCGCAUAAUAAAUGACACAUUAAAAUUAUGUUGGCAAUUGCAGGAAAGCUCAUCUGUCUUUAUAAAAUAAAAUUGAUUUGUAUCUCUCAA